CACUUCCUUCUCUCCCACUUUUGCUUACUCUCUCCGCCCUCCUAAACCCUACGACCAUGCCGACCCUCGCCGCCGCCGCCGCCGCCGCCCGCCGCGCCGGCGGGGCACUGCGAUACGCCGUGCUGGGCGGGGUUCGGUCGCUCUCAUCCCUCCAGCCGUCAUCCUCCUCCUCCGCCGCAGCCGCCGCCAGCGAGGAGGUGCUGGUGGAAGGCAAGGCCAGCGCGCGCGCCGCCGUGCUCAACCGCCCCGGCCAUCUCAACGCGCUCACGACCACCAUGGGAGCUAGGCUCAAUAAGUUUUAUAUGUCAUGGGAGGACAACCCUGAUAUUGGCUUUGUCAUGAUGAAGGGCAGCGGCCGAGCAUUCUGUGCUGGUGGGGAUGUUGUUAGGUUGCACCAGCUUAUAAGUGAAGGAAAGUUGGACGAGUGUAAGGAUUUCUUCAAGACUUUGUACAGUUUUAUUUAUGUUCUGGGCACAUACUUGAAGCCACAUGUUGCCAUUCUUGAUGGUGUUACCAUGGGUGGAGGUGGAGGUGUUUCCAUUCCCGGAACAUUUCGCAUUGUCACUGAUAGAACGGUAUUUGCAACUCCAGAAGUACAUAUUGGCUUCCAUCCUGAUGCUGCUGCCUCCUUUUAUUUGUCCCAUCUGACUGGUCAUGUUGGUGAAUAUUUGGCCUUGACUGGUGAAAAACUCAAUGGAGUGGAUAUGAUCGCACUUGGCCUUGCUACACACUAUUCCAUGAGUGAUCGGUUGAAUCUGGUUGAUGAACGCCUUGCAACAUUGUUAACUGAUGAUCCAUCAGUUAUUGAUACUUCCCUUACACAUUAUGGAGAUCUUGUGUAUCCAGAUAAGAGUAGCAUUGUUCAUAGGCUGGAGGUUAUAGAUAAAUGUUUCAGCCUUGAAACAGUCGAGGAGAUUGUGGAUGCCAUGGAAAUUGAAGCAGCUAGGUUAAAUGAAGAUUGGUCUACCUUGGCCCUGAAACGGUUGAAAGAGGCUUCUCCUCUUGCGUUGAAAGUUUCACUGCGAUCGAUACGUGAAGGUAGAUACCAGACACUUGAUGAAUGCCUUGUGCGUGAAUACCGCAUGUCUAUCAAUGGAAUCUCAGAGAAAUUUUCUCAUGAAUUUCGUGAGGGUGUCAGAGCACGUCUUGUGGAGAAGGACCUAGCUCCAAAGUGGGAUCCACCUGCCCUUGAGUAUGUAUCAGCGGACAUGGUCGAUUCUUACUUUGCUCCCCUGGGUGAAUUUGAGCCUGAGUUGACACUGCCUACUGAAUCGCGAGAGGCAUUUGUAUGAUGACUCUGCAUGACAAUUCCAAGUAGCGCUUUUGUUUGAAGCCUUAUAGAUUUUUGAGCCCACACUGUCGACCGUUGGCAGCACAUAAUAACAGAUAGGAUUCUCAAUCUAUUCUUGUACCAUAUAUGCCUUGGUGUAUUGAAAGGAACUGAUCUCCAAGGUGAACUCCUACCAUUCUCACUUUCAUAAAUUAAUGCCUUCGCUUCAUUUCAUUUAUACUAU
Messenger RNA from Oryza sativa Japonica Group (Japanese rice), 1514 nucleotides. The record is from RefSeq and is a predicted model, not a curated record. NCBI's taxonomy places the organism in Eukaryota, Viridiplantae, Streptophyta, Magnoliopsida, Poales, Poaceae.